This is a messenger RNA of Letharia columbiana, 738 nucleotides long. RefSeq lists its product as uncharacterized. The transcript has 2 exons. Lineage: Eukaryota; Fungi; Ascomycota; Lecanoromycetes; Lecanorales; Parmeliaceae. The record is from RefSeq and is a predicted model, not a curated record. Bases 1 to 738 code for a protein of 245 amino acids.
AUGCGCCUCUAUGCGGCCGCCUCUUCAGCUGCAUCCCAUCCCUUACCUACGAUGCUUCGAUACGCCUUUUUCUAUCGGUCGAUGCUCUUCAACGCAACGUCAUCAGGCAUCUCCACCAUUUCUUUGCCCUUCAUCCCAUUCUUCACCAGCCAAUCUAACCACAUUGUCAGCGACAUUCGGAGAAUUUUUGACAAGGGUCUACCGCGCAGAUACUGCUUGUCAUAUGAAACUUGGCCUCUGCCAACCUCGUACCUUUCAGCACUCCAAAAGCGGCUGCUUGAGCACUUCGUCGAUAAGAACCACGGCAGCCGGCGUAGUAGAUUCGUCAAGUCCAAACUCGAAUUUGGUAUCCGCAAUGAUGAUACCUCGCUCAGCGGCCUUCGGAAGUCAGCAAACUUCCGCAGGACUGAUGUUCUCGUCCUUUCCUCCGACUUCGGCCUUCGUAUACGGAGUCCAGAGGGGUUGCUGCAGCUUCUCGGACUCUUGCAGGCCUGGAGGAAGACCUCUGCCGCACACCGUGCCAUUCUCCUGAUAGGAGCUCCAAGCGGACCCAGUGAUGUAUCAUCGUACAAUGCUCUCUAUCUGAAACACUUUGAGGCGUUUGACCACCAUACUCCGGCGCUGGAGUUGGGAGAUCAUUUCAGAGGGCAAGUGUUCUUGGAGAGCCUGAGAGCUAUUCAAGGAGACGUAGUGCGUGCGGGAUCUUGGGCUGCAACAACUCCAACCAGAAUUGGCUGA